Astyanax mexicanus (Mexican tetra) is the source of this 2120-nucleotide messenger RNA. RefSeq lists its product as uncharacterized. Bases 273 to 2120 code for a protein of 615 amino acids. The record is from RefSeq and is a predicted model, not a curated record. Gene Ontology annotation, cellular component: apical plasma membrane; cell surface. The transcript has 9 exons. Gene Ontology annotation, biological process: neutrophil migration. NCBI's taxonomy places the organism in Eukaryota, Metazoa, Chordata, Actinopteri, Characiformes, Acestrorhamphidae.
GUUUAACAUGUAUUAAGUAGUGUCAUAAGCUCACAUUUCAAGCUCUCACUAUGACAUGUAUUUAUCAGGUAAGUACCUUAUCUCAGGUAAGAGAUUGUGUCCCGCCCUUUAUGUUAAAUAAUGCACAAUAAAAAGGACCUGCAGGUGCAGCAUCUCUACGCCCCUGUAUAACUGCAGCAAAAGAGACAGAGAGAACGAGAGAGAAACACUGAAGCUGCAUGGAAGUCUGCUCUUGUUCUACUUAGGGUAAAACUCCUUGGCAGUAAAUCACAAUGGGGUUUCUAAUCCCACUGUGUGUGCCCCUGCUGCUGCUGAUCAACGGAGGACUGAUCAAAGGACAGACAACAGCUGAUUUCAGUGUGCUGGAUUAUGAUCCUUGCAACAACUACACUGAUCUGGACCAACCCUGGAGAUCCAGUAAUGCAGCUGGAUCAGGAAUUUGUGAUCAUUACUUUGACUGGGAUGGAUGGUACCGUCUGCUCUACUAUGGGAUAAAUGUGCGCAUGCCAGAGAGCUGUGUUGAUGUGAACAGAUGUGGUACUUAUUACACUCUGUGGCUCAACGGUUCUCAUCCUGAGAUAGAGGACGGAGUAGUCACUCGCCAGGUCUGUGGAAAUACAGGAUACGACUGCUGUUACUUCAGUUCCACCACAAUACGAGUGAAAGCCUGCCCAGGAAACUACUACAUCUAUGAACUAGUAAAGCCAACGUUCUGCAGUGCUGCAUACUGUACAGAUACGAGUACAUUAAACCUGACCACUUCUCCAGCGAUGCUCCUCAACACAGAGUCUGUUGAUUUUCCAACAACCAGUCCAUCCAAUGCCACCUUUGACCCCUGUGACAACUACACUGUUCUUAAUGAUGUCUGGAGAACAAUGUACAGUUACUAUGGCUACUAUGGAUACUACACUUACGGUUAUUCCAGCUUCUACAGUAGUCAUGAUGACACCACUACUGAAUGGGACGGCUGGUAUCGACUGUAUCUUCAGGGUGAGAAUGCACAGAUUCCUGAGUGGUGCGUUUACUACAUGACCUCUGGUGGUUACAUCCCAUUACUGCUCGGUGGCUCCCAUCCUCUAAUAAAAGAUGGAAUUGUAAGCCGAGAAAUCAAUGGACCAAUUAACUAUGGAUACUACGGUACCCAGUGCAAUUACUACAGGUCCAACCCAAUUCAAGUGAAAGCCUGUCCAGGACAUUACUAUGUCUACAAACUCGUCAGGCCAGAUGUUUCCAUACCCGCACCCAUAUACACUGCAGUUAUUUUGAACACUCCCAGUUACGACCCCUGCAGUAACUAUAUCUCCCUGGAUCAACCCUGGAGAGCCAACACUGGAAGUGGAAUGGGAAUUUGUGACAGUAACUUCAACUGGAAUGGCUGGUACCGGCUUUUCUAUUAUGGGAUGAACAUCCGUAUGUCAGAGAGCUGUGUUGAUGUGAACAGAUGUGGUACUUAUUACACUCUGUGGCUCAACGAUUCUCAUCCUGAGAUAGAGGAUGGAGUCGUCACUCGACAGGUUUGUGGAAAUUCAGGAUAUGACUGCUGUAACUUCAAAUACACCCCAAUUCGAGUAAAAGCAUGUCCAGGAAAUUACUAUGUCUAUGAGCUUUUGAGUCCCAUGUACUGCAAUAUGGCCUACUGCACAGAUGUCAACACCACAACUCAAACUCCUGCUCCAACAACUGUGGCCAGCAGUGCACAACCUAACAUGACCCUGGCAGGCAAUGUCACCAGCUCCAUGUUUGACCCCUGUGACCACUACAACGUCCUUGAUGAGUACUGGAGGAGCACUAAGAGCUAUUACACUGGUCAUGAUGAUACGAUUGUUGAAUGGAAUGGCUGGUAUCGGCUCUUCCUUCAGGGAGCGAGCGCUCAGAUGCCUGAGUGGUGUGUGAGCUACAUGACUUGUGGUGGUUACACUCCACUUGCACUUGGUGGUGCUCACCCUCAGGUUCAGGAUGGUAUCGUCAUCAGAGAAGUGUAUGGGUCCAGUGGUAGCCAGUGCACAGCCUACAGAUCCAACUCAAUCCAAGUCAAAGCCUGUCCAGGAAAUUACUACGUCUAUAAAUUAGUGAGGCCUGAUGUAUCAGUCCCAAUGCCUUCAUACUGUGCAGGUACUUGA